AUGUGGUCAUGCCGCUCCCCGAAAGGCCGUGCCCAGUUUGUCUCCUGUAGUGCCAUAGAGGAUCAUUAACUUCUCUGCACUUACUCAAACUUAAUUAUGAAACAUUCGCUGCACCUGAAUGCACCUUGAUCUCCUGUGGCGAUUGGAGGGGGCAGGAGGGAAAGUCUGGAAGCCCCACCCUGCCCGGAGCCGGCCCAGGAUCCCUGUCUUUCUCCCUCCCUUGCUCUUUUGGCGAGCAGCGAGACGUUAAUCUCUUCCAACUGGAGCAGCUUCACUCUGUUUUCAUCCCGAGAGGAGGCCAAAAGGAGCCGACCCCAGGUUGCCAUGACCUCUGCCAUCACCAGCUGUGAGCCUUCGCAAGCCUUGCAGAGAGAAGACGAUGUGCUCAACGGUCACACUGAGGGCCCAAACAGGAAGAAGGGGGGGCAGUCCAGGAGCCCCAGCAGCAACAACCUGGUCUAUAGCAUCUUGGAGGUCCCACCAUGGUAUCUCUGCAUCCUCAUGGGAAUCCAGCACUUCCUCACGGCCCUGGGGGGGCUCGUGUCAGUGCCACUCAUCCUGGCCAAGGACCUGUGUCUGCAGCAUGACCCCCUGACUCAGAGCUACCUCAUCAGCACAAUUUUCUUCGUCUCUGGCUUCUGCACUCUCCUGCAAGUGUUUUUUGGAGUCAGGCUGCCCAUUCUCCAAGGAGGGACAUUUGCUUUUGUGGCACCCUCUCUGGCCAUGCUCUCCCUCCCCACUUGGAAGUGCCCACCGUGGACACUCAAUGCCAGCCUGGUGAACACCAGCUCUCCUGAAUUCACUGAAGAAUGGCAGAAGAGAAUCCGAGAGUUGCAGGGCGCUAUCAUGGUCGCUUCCUGCGUCCAGAUGCUGGUGGGAUUCUCAGGCCUCAUUGGGUUUCUCAUGCGCUUCAUUGGCCCCUUGACCAUUGCUCCGACCAUCUCCCUGGUGGCCUUGCCUCUCUUUGAUUCUGCGGGCAACAAUGCUGGGAUCCACUGGGGCAUUGCCGCCAUGACCAUCUUCCUCAUCGUGCUGUUUUCUCAGUACCUGAAAAAUGUCGCUGUGCCCAUGCCCAUUUACAGAGGACAGAAGAAGUGCCGCGUGUCUAAGUUCUACCUGUUUCAGGUCUUCCCGGUGCUGCUGGCGCUCUGCAUCUCGUGGCUUCUCUGCUUCGUGCUCACAGUCACCAAUACCCUCCCCACGGCCCCCACGGCCUAUGGGCACCUGGCCCGCACCGACACCAAAGGCGAUGUCCUGAGCCGGGCUCCUUGGUUUCGCUUCCCUUACCCAGGACAGUGGGGCCUCCCCACCAUCAGCCUGGCUGGGGUCUUCGGGAUCAUUGCCGGGGUUAUCUCCUCCAUGGUGGAGUCGGUAGGCGAUUACUACGCCUGCGCGCGGCUGGUGGGGGCCCCACCCCCUCCGAGGCACGCGGUCAACCGAGGCAUCGGCAUCGAGGGUCUUGGCUGUCUCCUGGCAGGGGCCUGGGGGACCGGGAACGGGACCACGUCCUACAGCGAGAAUGUCGGGGCGCUGGGUAUCACCAGGGUGGGGAGCCGGACGGUGAUGGUCGCUGCCGGCUGCGUGCUUCUCCUGAUGGGCGUAUUUGGGAAGAUCGGGGCUGCCUUUGCCACCAUUCCAACCCCUGUGAUCGGAGGCAUGUUCCUGGUGAUGUUUGGUGUCAUCACUGCCGUGGGGAUUUCCAAUCUGCAGUACGUGGACAUGAACUCGUCCAGGAACCUCUUUAUCUUUGGCUUCUCCAUCUACUGUGGUCUCGCCAUUCCCAACUGGGUGAACCAGAACUCUGAGAAGCUCCAGACAGGGAUUCUCCAACUGGACCAGGUCAUCCAGGUCCUGCUGACCACGGGCAUGUUUGUCGGUGGAUUCCUGGGCUUUCUCCUGGACAACACCAUCCCCGGAAGCCUGGAGGAGAGAGGCCUCCUGGUGUGGAAUCAAAUCCAGGAGGAGUCUGAGGAGACUGCGAGGGCCUUGGAGGUGUACCGCCUCCCCUGUGGGAUUGGCUCCACGUCCUGCACGUCCUCCUGCGCCCAGCGUCUCCCCUUCUGGCCCACGGGGGAAGCUGGGAAAGAUGUCAGGCCUGCAGCGUUAACUCCUGCCCGAGUUUCCAGCUGGCUGGUCCGCCCCGCAGAUUUCAGAUUUGCAGUCUCCACGAUUGUGUGAAACAGUUCCUUAAAGCAAAAUACCUAAACCUAUACCCGCACCUAUACCCAUCCCCAUCCAUAUCCUCUUGGUUCUGUAUCUCUGACAGAUACAGGACUGGCUAACAAGGGAAAAGAUAUCAUCAGUCAAGAUACAGGUAGAUACCUGACUGAUGUCGGAAGAGUCCUAGGUGGGGAGGAAGGGAGGAUAAGUAGCAUCUGAGGGGAUUUUAAAGCAACAUAUCCAUCCCGGGCCGUGCCAUAUCCAGUGAGCCCUGCGGGGUGGGGAGCCGACGGCCGCUGGGGCUGAGGUGUGAAGGCAGGGGCGCUCCUCGCACAUGGCUGUGGGGAGAAAGGAUGCUGUAUUCCCCUGAGGUCCACGCUGACCGGGGGCCCCCGUAGCACGCGAUGCUCCAGGAAUGAGGACUAAACAGGAGUGGGGUGGGGGCUGGUUAGAGCUGGUUAGGCCCGCAUUCCUUGAGGACCUACUAUGUGCCGGCACCUCUGUAGAGAUUUCUUUCUUCCUUCCCAUGUGCUGCCUUGUUCUUGGCUGCUGGAGUGGCUGGGGGUGGUUGUGAGCACAGGUGCUGAGCCCCCCUCUUUCUGCUCAGCACAGCCCCCAGCGGAGAGCCCCUACCUGCCCCCCCCCAUUUUGGUUGUUUAUAAAUAGUGAAGCGACAGUCCUCGUGUAUCCCCCAUGGGGGGGCCUCGGGGGUGGGCUCGUGACAGGACAUGAGGUGAGGGGCCAGCACUGGGGCUCAGGGCAGGCAGGACUGCGCUCGCGUCCUAACCUGCGCCUCAGUUUCUUAUGUGGUCAUGAUGGGAAGCGGUAAAAAGCCAGGGAAUCCUUUCUGUUCACGCUCGGUGUAUUGGUGAGGGGUCUCCAGAGAAACAGAGCCAAUAGGAUGUAGGAUGUGUGUGCACGCACGUGUGUACACGCACGUCCACACAAGCACGUCUACAUAUUACAUACGUGUGCAGACACACGCAUAGAGAUUUUAAGGAAUGGGCUCACGUGAUUGUGGACGCUGGAAUGUCCCAAAUCUGCAGAGUAGGCGGACAGACUGGGAAGAGUUGCUGUCUGUGUCCAAAGGCAGUCACUGGCGAUUUCCCUCUUCCUCGAGCUCAGGCUUCAGGGCUAUUCGAUCCUUCAACUGAUUAGGUGAGGCUGACCCACAUUAAGGAGGGUAAUUAUUCUGUAUUUACUCAAAGUCUACUAUUGUAAAUGUUUAUCUCAUCUGAAAAUACCUUCAUAGAAACAUCUAGAAUAAUGUUCAACCAAAUACCUGGGUUCCGUGGUCCAGUUAAGCUGACACAUAGAAUCAACUAUCACAUCCCGUAUGCGCGGCCAGGAGCCUCACCAGAAAGCACUCGGAACACUCUGGGAUCUGGCUUGAACUCCAUUUAGGAGUCUUUAUUACCAGAAGCAGCAGAGGAAGCUGGUUCUGCCCCGAGGUCCUGUAGCUCCUACAGCACAUGAGUGGUCAGCGCCGUUCCUGGGCUCCCAGAGCAUGCAGGAUGAGUGAGUGGCCUCCAGAACUCUCUAGAACCCACCAGAACUAUGUCCUGACUCCAAAGUGUGCUGAAAGUACCCAGUGUCAUGGCACCUCUCGGGACAGACCCUACCUGUCCUUUCUUGAAAGGCCCGUGGCCCGGGCUCCAGCCAGGCUGCCCCCAGGACCCCCGUGAAGAGGAACACAGCAGGAGCAGGUGUGUGCCUUGGCAUCCGGCCAACCCCUCACACCAAACAACCCUGAGGGACUGACACGGGGCCACACUACUUUGCAAAUACUUUAUAACAAUCAGAAACGGAAACCAUCCAAAUGCUCUGGGACAGCCACUCCAAAAUGUCCCGGAAGGCCGAGGCAGGUACAGCUUUGGCUGUCGGCAUAGUACUUGGAAGCCGCCCACCGCCGUUCACCCCCUCCCUUCCCAGCCCUUGUGCGUCACAGGUCUUCAUCAUCGAAGGUCUCCAUGCACCUCAACAUGAUCAUCUCAUCGUCAACGGGGAGGUCUGGUUCCUGCAAAACACAGGGUGGAAGAGGAUCAGUUGUUAUUUAAGGAAUCCAGUCCCCAGGCAGAUGAGAAGGCCCCCAUGUCUCCCCGAGAGUCCACCCCAUCUCUUGCUGCAUCUUCUCUAGCUUCCGGCCAGGAAGUAAGGGCUACGGGGGAGGGCGGGGGGCAGGUCCCUUUUCCGUUUCACUCAACUCCACACUCUAUGAUCUUCAGAAAGGGUUUUCUUGGCUGCUUUUCCAUCCUGGGGGUUUCCAGGAUCGCGUAAGAGGGGGGGGGGGGGGGUGGACAGCAUCAAAGCUUGUUCCAAAUGCCCAUCAAUGGAGGACAGUGAGUUAUGCCAUGGUGCACCCACCGAGGGAAUACCAUGCAGCUAUUUGAAAUUAAAGGAACGAGAUGGUUCUCUCUCUGUGGGGUAUACUAUUUGAAAGGAAAAGAGUGAAGUACAAGGCAGUGUGCAGAGUAGACUAUCAUUUGUGUUUGAAAGAAUAUAUAAAUAUCCGUAGAGUAUCUCUGGAUGGCUGCACAAGAAACUGGUGACGGUGAUUGCCUUUGGGGAAAGGAAUGGGGGCAUAGCCAAGGGGCACUGGUAGGAGACUGAGUUUUCUUUGUAUAUCUUUUGGUAACUUUCAAGUUUUAAACUAUGUACAUGGGUUGACUAUUAGAUAAUUUUUUUAAGCAGCAGCACGGUGUGUGUUUAGCAGGGGUUUUUUAUUCCCUUUACAAUGGCCCCCACUGACCUGACUUGCUAUUACCUCUCCCCCUAAAAGUAGGUUCCUGGGUUUUGCUCUUCCUGUCUUUCCCCACCUUGGCAGAAAGUGACCCCUGUAGUUUGUUACCCUGCUGGUCAGGGGCCGGUCCCCUUGGGCCCCGGGAGGCAUCCCUAAGCCCAGUCAACCACCUCGUGAAUGUGGGACAUAGUCCCCCGGUGAUGGCCAGCUUGGGAGAAGACUCUGCUGACGUCCUCGCUCACGGUGCUCUACCGAGGAAGGCAGGGUGCGUGGGGAGCCAGCGUAUCCGAGAGGGAACCAGGUGGUCUCUAGGAAAGUCAUGUGGGCCCUUCAUUCAGGGUGAAGACCACAGCAAAGCUUGAGAAAAAGAGGGAGUGGAGCACAGGGGGCGCCAGGAGGCCAAGCAUCCCAGGAGGGGCCACACACUCAAGUCUGUGUCACACCAAGGGCUUGAAUGUUGUUCAGAAGGGUCCAGUUCCCUAAGCCCCCGAAAAUGGUGUCCAAGGCAUUUUUGAGCUGCAGAUUUGCAAAAGCAGCAGGUCGCGAGAGGUAUCUGCUGGUCUUGGGUGCUGAAUAGUAGCCUAUCCACCCCAGUUCACGCCCACCUGGGACCCUACUUGGAAAGAGGGUCUUUGCAGGUGUAAUAAGGAUUGCAAGAUGAGCUCAUCCUGAAUUUAGGGGGGGCCCUUAAUCCAAAUGACUGUUGUCUUUAUAAGAAGAUGCGAGGGACUGGGAGACACAUGGAAGAGAGAAGGCCAUGUGAAGACAGGGACCAUGACUCGAGGGAUUCAGCUGCAAGCCAAGGGCUGUGGGGGCCACCUGAAGCUAGGAAAAGGCAAGGCAGGACUCUUCCCUAGAGCCUUCUGGGGCGGCAUGGCCCUGCACCUUCUCUAGCUUCUGGCUACAUUUGGCCUUGAUUUGGUCUUCUGGCCUCUAGAACUGUGAGAGAAGACAUUUUUGUUGUUUUAAGCCAGUCCUAGGUGCUGUCCAGGUGCUGAGUGCUAACACAGCCUUCCUAGGACACCAUACAGGUGCUAAUUAGAGUUUCAUCCAACGACCUCGGUCAAGCUGACAGGGGAGGUGGAUGGGGAAGAGAAUGAGAUUUCCCUCUUUAUACAGCGUAUGAUGAAGGCUGGCGGCCUCCUGCCCCAGAGCCACCUGGCCAGCUUGUUCAAAAUACGCAUUCUUGGGGCCCUGCCUCACAACAGUGAAUGAGAAUCUCGGGUGCCGGGGCACCAGGAAUCUGCAUUUCCGGUUAGCUCCCAAGAGGAUUCAAGUUCGAGCAUCUCUCUGCUUUAUACGGAUACCCAGUCCUGCUUGGUCUUUCUUUUCUACCAUAUGCGGGGAAAAGGAAGCAGGGAAAGCAAAGACUGGCCUCGGUAAAGUGGACUGACUUUCCUGUGUCCAAGAGAAGGCGGACACAGCAGUAAGGGCCGGACGGCCAAGAGCUGAUGGGUGGUGCGGAGCAAGCGGAGGGGGGGCCCUGGGCCCCAAGUGGAGAUUCAGAGUGGUCUCGGCAGAGGCAAGGAAGGGUCAGUAGGAAGAGGGCCGCUAAUAGGAUGAUACCUUAACCUAUUGAAAAGCUGUCCUAGUUAUUUUUAGACAAGCAUUGUCAUUAUUACUGCUUACUUUUUUAUUUCUUUUAGUUUUUUUUAUGUUUAUUUUUGAGAGAGAGAGACAGAGCAUGAGCAGGGGAGGGGCAGAGAGAGAGGGAGACACAGAAUCUGAAGUGGGCUCCAGGCUCUGAGCCGUCAGUACAGAGCUUGACUCAGGGCUCGAACCCACGCACCGUGAGAUCAUGACUUGAGCCGAAGUCGG
Molecule: messenger RNA, 6718 nt
Organism: Panthera uncia (snow leopard)
Lineage: Eukaryota; Metazoa; Chordata; Mammalia; Carnivora; Felidae
Product: solute carrier family 23 member 1-like
Exons: 13
Coding region: 325-2178 (617 amino acids)
Biological process (GO): transmembrane transport
Cellular component (GO): membrane
Molecular function (GO): transmembrane transporter activity
Source: RefSeq, a predicted model, not a curated record